Molecule: messenger RNA, 243 nt
Organism: Dentiscutata erythropus
Lineage: Eukaryota; Fungi; Glomeromycota; Glomeromycetes; Diversisporales; Gigasporaceae
Source: the annotation of a GenBank genome assembly
AUGUCGGAAUUGGUGCUUCAUCUUGAUAAGUGGGUUGUAUUUGAUAUUACUGUUUCUUCAGAUCGUCAUUCGUCAGUGAUGUUGUAUGUAGUUCACCCUUUUGUGAAGGUGUUGUUUGCUAGUGAUCUGGUAUCACCUAUUUUCUGGAGGCGUCAUUUGCUGGUGGAUGAAAUUGUGUGUGGUUUACAAAGCAUCAUUUGCUGGGUAGCUAUAUUAAUUGUGGAUUCAUCUCUUGACAAUUAA